This is a messenger RNA of Paralichthys olivaceus (Japanese flounder), 2295 nucleotides long. The record is from RefSeq and is a predicted model, not a curated record. NCBI's taxonomy places the organism in Eukaryota, Metazoa, Chordata, Actinopteri, Pleuronectiformes, Paralichthyidae.
UAAUCUCAUCGGGAGGGGCUUCACUGAAACACACUACUCAGAAGACGGGAAACGAGUGACAACAUCCCCGAGUCAGGAGCUCUGUUACUAUCACGGGCACAUCGCGGGUGAGACGGACUCUUCGGUCAGUGUGGGGAUUUGUUCGGGCAUCAGCGGCUUUGUUCGAGUCCGGCGGCAGGUUUACAUGAUCGAGCCUCUGGGACAGUCUGAGGACGGAGACCAUGCAGUUUACAGACACGAACACCUGAAGGUCAGCUCCGGCUCCACGUCAAACACCACCACGAUGUACGACCAGGACGAGGCCCAGGGGCCCCGCCUCGCUGGUCUCUUAAGGUCCAGACCCUGGAAAACGAACCCUGUCACUCAGAAGUAUGUCGAGCUGUUUGUGGUCGUCGACAACACUGAGUAUAAACGAUAUGGAAGUGAGACGAAGUCCCGUAUACUCGGGGUAAUAAAUCACGUCGACAAGCUCUAUCGACCUCUGAACAUCCGUGUCAUGCUGGUGGGCCUGGAGAUUUGGACGGACAGAGACAACAUUGAUGUUGUCGAAAACUCGGAGACGACUCUGGACAAUUUCCUUCUGUGGCGGCGGACCCACCUCCUGCAGAGGACCAAGCACGACAAUGCCCAGUUUGUGACUGGCAAAGACUUCGACAAAGACACGGUCGGGCUCGCUAACAAGUUCGCCAUGUGCAGCGAAAACUCAGGAGGAGUCAACCAGGAUCACAAUUACAACCCAAUAGGCCUCGCCUCCACCAUCGCUCAUGAGAUGGGACAUAACUUUGGCUUGUCCCAUGAUGCCGCAGGCUGCGUGUGUGGUCCACAUCAGAGCAGCGAUAAAUGUGUGAUGGCCGACAAGCUCAGGACAGCAAGUCAAGCGUUCCCGGAGUUUUUCAGCAGCUGCAGCUUGCAGCAGCUCGAUGAAUUCAUGAAGCGAGCUCAGCCCAGCUGCCUGGAUAGACCCCGUCACAUUAAGACCAUCGACGAGGGCCCUCGCUGUGGCAACGCACUGCUGGACCCUGGAGAAGAGUGCGACUGUGGCACCGUGAAGGAAUGCAAGAACCCUUGUUGUGAUGCCUCGACUUGUCGCCUGACUGAAGGAUCCCAGUGCGCUCACGGUCAAUGCUGCGAUAACUGUCAGUUCCAAACGGCUGGAAGUGUGUGCAGGAAGUCGGCCGGCGACUGUGACCUGCCUGAACACUGCACCGGCCUGUCGGAGGAGUGUCCCGAGGACAGUUUUGAGAUGAACGGCAAACCCUGCUACAACCAGGCACAGGGCUACUGCCACGACGGCCAGUGUCCCACACAUGAGCAGCACUGCUGGAGGCUGUUUGGAGAAGGGGCCAAGGUUGGAUCAGAUUCGUGCUUCAACCUGAACAAACGAGGCGAGAAAGGUGCAAACUGUGGGAAAAAUAAAUUCGGCUACAUCCGCUGCAGUGAACAGAAUUCGAAGUGUGGAUCUAUGUUUUGUCACGGAGGGGGCGAGUCCAUCACUGGUAAGAUGGCAGUGUACACUGUGCAAAACAUCAUCCAGUGUAAACUGGUCGAGGACGACAACACCAGAAACAUUGACAUGGUGCCUCGAGGAACCAGAUGUGGAAUAAAUAAGGUUUGCCUCGACAACAGAUGUGUGGAUAUAUCAGUUUAUGGGAAAAAGGAAGAUUGUUCAAAGAAGUGCAACAAUAACGGGGUGUGUAAUCACAAGAACGAGUGCCAGUGUAAUCCCGGCUGGUCUCCGCCUCACUGCGUCAACCUGUACGCAGAUUUACCUCAAGGUCAGACGGAAAUAGUAGUUGGCGUGAGUGUCGCUCUCUCCGUCCUCCUGCUGAUCACCGCGGUGAUAGCGGGACUGAUGUGCUGUAAAAAAGACAACGUGGACAACUACAGCUGUAAAAGGAAAGUGCACUCAGCUCCAGGCAAGUUGAACCCGAUGUUCCAGGAUGUAAACGUUAAAGAACGACCUCAGAUCAGUCUGCCUACUCUCAUGGACUCAACACGAGCCUAUGCUCCUCUGGUCGUGGCUGUGACUCCCUGCAGACCGGCUCCGCAGCCGCCACAGAAUCCAGCGUCGCCUGUCCCACACACUGAGCCGACAAAACCUCAACCUCCAGCGAAACCUUUGCCACCUCUGAACAAACCACAGUGUAAAGCAGCAAAACCAAAUCCUCCUCCUGUGCCUCCGGUCAAGCCCAGUCCUCCCGCAGCAGCAGCCAGAGUCAAGCCGUGCACUCCUCCACCCCCCCCAGCCAAGCCUCAGGUCCGCAGACUCACAUGAGAGAGAGAGAGAGGUGUGUG